UCAACUUAGCUCUGCUAUGUAUUAUGUCCUUUCGCGAGCUUCAGUCUUUUGCUGAUCGUUAGUCAGUUCGCAAGGCAACAAAACAAAAGAAAUCAUGUCGAGUUAUCCUUCCUCGUCAGAGGAGUUCGCGUGUGAUGUUAACAAUUGUGAGGCCGAUUUGCCUCGGGUGCGGGAUGUGUCCGGUGGCCCGCCCCUACCGCGCGAUCAUUUCGAGCGGGCUUGUUCGCGUAUAUACGCGAACAGCCUUUCCUCGUUGUGCGUAACUGUAAAUUUUGUUACUGGUGCGCGUGUGAUUCAAGAGGUCGUGCCUUAUCCCAGGAGCAUAUUGCCCUCCAUUUGGGAUGUUUUGGAUAUCUCACGGGCGCUGGAGGCUGAGGAGUUCGCGGCGUUGUGGGCGCAUCGUCGCGUAGAACGUCUUUUGCGCCUGGGCCAGAGUGGCCGAAAUGCGGCGCCCAGGGGGAGGGCCCGCGCCGUUUGGCGUCUUCCUGAGCGCUUGCCGGAGCCGUUGCGCCCCUCAGGCCGUGGACACGGUCGCCCACAUGGGCGUUAAGGAUCCAGGAUGGUCCUCGAUCUCGGCUAUCCCACCGCUGCCACCAAUAAUGUUGUGCCCGGCGCGGCACAGGGUGUGGGGUAGCCGGGAAAGUUGAAUAAUCGCGGGAUCCUAAGUUCCUUUUUAUAUUUGUAUUUGCUUUAUUUCAAAGUACAAUUUGAUUAUUAAAGAUAUUUUUAUUUGGAAAUAAUCGUAUAUCAAUCAAUUUCCUUCGAGCCCUCUCGUCGUAGCUCUCUUCUGAAUCGCUUCGUUCGUAGAUUUAGAGCGUUUAAUAAUCUCGUCGGGUGAUUUAUCGCACAGUAUAGUGGUUAGCCCUUGAUCUCGUACUAGUUGUUGUUUGAUUUAUAAUUAACGACUGUCCGCCGCGGAUUCGCGGUGGACGGUUUUUAUUUCCUCG
Camponotus floridanus (Florida carpenter ant) is the source of this 947-nucleotide messenger RNA. RefSeq lists its product as uncharacterized. Bases 95 to 550 code for a protein of 151 amino acids. NCBI's taxonomy places the organism in Eukaryota, Metazoa, Arthropoda, Insecta, Hymenoptera, Formicidae. The record is from RefSeq and is a predicted model, not a curated record. The transcript has 2 exons.